Messenger RNA from Didymodactylos carnosus, 936 nucleotides. The record is from the annotation of a GenBank genome assembly. Lineage: Eukaryota; Metazoa; Rotifera; Eurotatoria; Philodinida; Philodinidae.
AUGACUGACUUCAGCGAACCGCGAAUUUCGGGUCACAAUAUCUUCGGAGGACGUCAGCACCAGAGUGACACGAACACUGACAGAUCGCCGCAUUCUAUUAUUGAUCAUGCUGCAUUUGAUGCCUACACGAAAUUGCGUCAGAUAGCUAAAGACUAUAACUGUGAAGACACAUUAGUGAUACCACAGUUAGUUAUUGUCGGUGAAACCUCGGUCGGAAAAUCAAUGCUGGUACAAAACUUUCUAGGUUUCCCAUGUUCAUUCUCGGAAACAAAUAUAGCUACCCGUUGUCCUGUAGCCUACUGCCUUCGUUAUAAUUCGUCACUAGCAGAUAAUGAAAUACAUUUUAGCCGGCCUAGUGGAUUAAGACCAGAAGAAUUAGCCGAUCAUUUGAAAAAUUAUAUGAAACACAUCGAAAAGACAACGGGUUUUAGUGUAGAACCGUAUGUUAUCGAAAUACAAAGUAAGCACUAUACGGAUUUUGAAAUAUUAGAUGUUCCGGGACUUGUCGGCGGAGACGAAGAUCCAAAACGACGCGAAGCCGUUGAACGCAUCACAGAACAGUAUGUACGCGAUCCAAAAUUUUCUAUUGUACAACUGAAAUCAGCUGAGCAGCUAAAGUCCAAUGCCUAUGGCAUACGUUGUAUACAGGAACUGUGUACAAAAAAUCCAGCAAAGUAUAAUAAAUCACUUGCGCCACGACCUGACUACCGUAGUCAGACCAUAACAAUACAGACAUUUUUUGAUACAUUUAUGACACACAACACCUCUGCUACAGCUGCAAAUGAAGGUCUCGAACAGUCGAUUCAAGAUUUUGGCGAAACAUAUUUCGUUAAUAUGAUAUUUGACGGUUACUCAUUUUCAAAGCACAACUUCGAAGAGAAUGUCCAGUAUCUUCAGAACCUGCCGCGAUCAGAAAAACGUAAUGUGGACCGAUGG